Molecule: messenger RNA, 2233 nt
Organism: Rhea pennata
Lineage: Eukaryota; Metazoa; Chordata; Aves; Rheiformes; Rheidae
Gene: R3HCC1
Product: R3H domain and coiled-coil containing 1
Exons: 9
Coding region: 1-2169 (722 amino acids)
Molecular function (GO): nucleic acid binding
Source: RefSeq, a predicted model, not a curated record
AUGGAGGAUGAUUUUGUAAAAGCGAGGCAAGAAUCUCUCCCUGCGCCAGGCGCCGCUCGCCCGGGCCUGGCGGUAGGGGCGGCGCCGCGGGAGGCUGCGCGGAGCCGGGCGUGCGCGGGGCGCGGAGCUGCGCGGCGUGUGCGAGGCCUCCUGCCUGCUGCCACCCUGGCGCUGCGCUGCCUGGACGGCGUUUUCCUCUCGCCCAACGAGGAUGACUUCGUGGGCAGGAUCGCGGAGGAGCUGGAGCAGUUCCUGCUCCAGGGUCAGCACCACAGAGUGCUCCUGUUUCCCCCUCUGUCCAGUCGCCUCCGGUACCUGAUCCAUAGGACGGUGGACAACGUGGAUUUGUUAAGCAGCUUUUCUGUUGGGGAAGGAUGGAGGAGGAGGACGGUUGUCUGUCACUCGGCCAUAAGGCUGCCCGAUGAGGCCGGUGACCAAAACCCCAACAACGACGCGCCAAGGCCGCAGCGGGCUCCCCAGCCGCGGGGCCGGGGAGGCCGAGCCCCCAGGCUGCGGCGCGGCGCGGAGGUGCCUGGGGACGUGCCUCGAGCCUGCGCGGGAUCCGGCAGGAUAAAAAGGCCGCCCCGGAGGAAGCCGGACAAAGCCCUGUACGUCCCCAAGGCGAUGCGCAAGAAAGCGGAGUGGGUGGAGAGCGAGAGCCUGGUGGCGGCUGGCGCCGGGCCGGGCGAGGAUGUGGCACGAGGAGAAGAGAUCUGUCCUAAAGCUUCAGUCGGUGAUGCCCGAGGUGAACCAGGUAAGCCCGAAGGCAGCACAGAGUCCGACCCAGCAGCUGGUGGCAUCUCUUCAGCCCUUGACAAGGAGCAGGACCUGGGAGAAACUGGUGAAGAGUCUAUUUCAAGAAAAAAUGAUGAUAAAAAUGACUGUCCUGCCUGCUGCAUGGAUGUCCCAUUGCUAGGGAACAGUAACGAUGUCCCUGAGCAGGAAGGUCAGGAUGAAGACUGUUCAGAUUCCCUUGCUUCUGUACACAACGAAAACCUAAGCGAAGCAGAAGAGCAAGCUAAGAGCUGUGACGACACUCUUGUGUUGGAAGGUAGCAAAACCCUGUGCCAGCUGCAAGCUCAAGACCAAAACAGCAGCGAUGGCAGCGUACUGGAAGGCAGCAAAAACAUCUCACAGUCAGAAAACCAUAGCAGUAACUACUGUACAGACAUCGCUGCAGCAGAGCCUAGUGCAACGUUACUGGCACUGGAAGACCAAGAUAAGAGCUCUACUGAUGCCAAGACACCAGGGAGUGGCAAAACCCUGUCACCGCUAGAGGAGCAGAGCAAGGACUUUCUGAAUACUGGUAUGUUGGAGCUGAGUAAGAGCUUUUUGGAACUGGAAAGCCAGGAUCAAGAUUGCUCCCCUGUCACCCAGGUGGAGCACGACCAAAACUCCCCAGAAACCCAAGAUCAGCAUCUGACUGCACCCGAACCGCUCUGUGGUGAGAACCCGUCAGCUCCUGACAACCAGAACCAGCAAAAGGUCGAUGUUUCUGUGCAAAACCAUGGCAGAAAGGUAUUCUUGCCAGAAGAGGGGGACAAGGAGUGCUCGGGCUUGGCCGAUGUGCUGUGGCGUGAGCUACAGUUGUCUGCAGGCGAUAAAGGUGAGGAGAGCCUGGCCGUCCGUGAGCAGGAGAACAGCUUUGAGGACGACUGUACCGCUGAGCUCUUGGAAGAGAUUGCAGCUUAUUUAACUGUGAAGGACAUAAGCAUAGAGAAGAUCAAGUUUGAUUAUUCCAGUUAUGGAGAUGCCCAGCUCAGUGAAGGGGACUUUGGGCACGUAAUUGAAAUCUAUGACUUCUCCCCGUCGCUGAAGACAGAGCACCUAUUAGAAAUGUUCUCCGAGUUCCAUGAGAGUGGAUUCAAAAUUCAGUGGGUCGAUGAUACGCAUGCCUUGGGAAUCUUCUCCAGUCUGGCAGCAGCAUCUCAAGCCCUGGGGCGAAGUUACCCUUCUUUAAAGAUCCGACCAUUGAUCCAUGGGACAAGGCAGUCUAAAAUUAAGGCACUUCAGCGACCAAAGCUCCUUCAGCUCGCAAAAGAGAGACCCCAGACCGACACUGCGGUGGCGAGGAGGCUGGUGACCAGGGCUUUGGGAUUGAAGCACAAAAAGCAGCGCGUCUCAGGCAGUGAAGUGCUCCCGCCAGAAAGCUUGGACCAGGAAGAGUAAACCGUGCCAGCAAAAUGAGAUGUAUAGAUGAGCAUGGCUGUGAUAUUAAACUGCAUGCAGAACA